Molecule: messenger RNA, 1511 nt
Organism: Sorex araneus (European shrew)
Lineage: Eukaryota; Metazoa; Chordata; Mammalia; Eulipotyphla; Soricidae
Gene: HSBP1
Product: heat shock factor binding protein 1
Exons: 4
Coding region: 112-342 (76 amino acids)
Biological process (GO): cellular heat acclimation
Cellular component (GO): nucleus; cytosol
Molecular function (GO): transcription corepressor activity
Source: RefSeq, a predicted model, not a curated record
GCUGCGGUCCGUGGCCGCGCUCCGGUCUCGCGAGAAGCAGCCGCUGGGGGCGUCAGCGCGGAAGUGUAGGUGACGGUCUGAGACAUCACCGCCAAGCUGGGCACCGGGGAGAUGGCCGAGACGGACCCCAAGACCGUGCAGGACCUGAGCUCGGUGGUGCAGACGCUCCUGCAGCAGAUGCAGGACAAGUUCCAGACCAUGUCGGACCAGAUCAUCGGGAGGAUUGACGAGAUGAGCAACCGCAUCGACGACCUGGAGAAGAACAUCGCGGACCUCAUGACGCAGGCGGGCGUGGAGGAGCUGGAGGCGGAGAACAAGCUGCCCGCCGCGCAGAAGAGCUGAAGCAGGUUGCUGAGUGACGUGGAGACCGGGAGCGCCGUUUUCUCGAGCCCAGAGAACACCUGGCCCUAGUGGCUCGCCGCUGCCGGCCGGCCGGGCUGCUGUUCCGAGGCCCUUCCACGUGCUGUCUAGUUCGUUUAUAGAAUGAAUUGUCCCCUCCAUUCCCCGUGGUGACGUCACAUCUUGGACCUUGGUCGGUUGUGCUAUUAAAUAUUAAACACUAAAAUGUUGGUUGGUUCCUGCAUAGUUGUCAAAAUUCUUAGUGUGUUUUUGUGAAGCCGUUGUUUCCUGCCAUUCUUUUUGUAGUGGUUGCUAUUUGAGAAAGUAACUGAUUUUUUUUUUUUUUUUUUUUUUUUACUUAGACGCCUAGUGAAGCCUUUGGUGAUACUGAGCUUUGUGGAGUGAGACCUUCCUCACGUGCCCUUGCUCUUUGAUUGAAUUCACAUCAGUUAGCAUGUUGGUGAUGCUUUUCAAAUGGUUGAAAUGGUUGAGACAUUGAGUAGUUACUCAACCGUGAUUUUGUCUUAGGCCCUGAAGUUGGCUUUAGAGAGUAAUCACUGCCAUUUCGUGUCGUGGAAUUUUUAAAUACGGGCAUGGCCUGAUCAAAUGGGGCAUUAAUCAGUGUUGCAUGCCGCGGUGUGCGUCUGCAGACUCCGCACUGUUUGUGUACAGUAGUUAGCGUAGAACAUAGGGCAAGAUUCACAACUGAAUUCCCCUGCCUCGAGCUUCCAGUGGGGAAGGGAAGCCAGAAGGGCCGUGGCGUGAGCGCGGGAAGGCUGGGCCAGCUCCGGCAGGGCACGAGCCCAGCACAUGACUUUACUGGUGGCGAGUUCCCUCCCUGCAGAAGGCGGUAGUCAGCGUGUCGUUCCAAAAGGCCCUGCUGAGGAGGAAGAGACGAACGACACGAACGACAAGGAUGAAUCGUCGAGGCUGACCUCCUGCAUACGAAGACGGGGCCGGACUCUAUUCCUUAUUUUUAAUCGUGAAAGGAUGUGAUACUCCGUUUGCAUCAUGGAGACCACAGUGUGUUUUCCCUUUACUAGAACAUUUAUUUAUCUGUAUGUUGAACCCCCCCCCUCCUUGCAUUCUGGAAAUGAAUUCCCUUGGUCGUGGAGGGAAAAAGAAAAUAACGAGCAAAUGACCUGUAGUAAACUCAAGUUUCUGAGACAGUA